Molecule: messenger RNA, 345 nt
Organism: Wasmannia auropunctata (little fire ant)
Lineage: Eukaryota; Metazoa; Arthropoda; Insecta; Hymenoptera; Formicidae
Product: 17-beta-hydroxysteroid dehydrogenase 13-like
Exons: 2
Coding region: 33-263 (76 amino acids)
Cellular component (GO): lipid droplet
Molecular function (GO): oxidoreductase activity, acting on the CH-OH group of donors, NAD or NADP as acceptor
Source: RefSeq, a predicted model, not a curated record
AUUUUCAGACAUUACGAGCAUUCUUGCCAAGUAUGAUAGAAAAAAAUCACGGUCAUAUCGUAGCAAUUUCAUCAAUACUAGGAUUUUUUGGAUGCCCUUAUGGAACAACCUAUUGCCCUUCGAAAAGCGCAAUCAAAACAAUGAUGGAAGCUGUAUCUGAAGAAUUACGUGCAUUAAGUAACGGAAAAUCAUCAGUUAAAUUCACUACUAUUUACCCGGGCCUAGUGCUUACAGGAAUAGUAAAGAAGCCAAAGCUUAGGUAAAAAUUAGUCGGGAGAGUUUGUAACAAAUCUAUUGUGUAUUGAAACAAAUUUAUAAUAUUACACAAUCUGCAGUUUAUUUCUU